Molecule: messenger RNA, 900 nt
Organism: Dovyalis caffra
Lineage: Eukaryota; Viridiplantae; Streptophyta; Magnoliopsida; Malpighiales; Salicaceae
Source: the annotation of a GenBank genome assembly
AUGGACAGUUUGCUCUGUGACCCAAGUCGAAGAAGUGAAGAUCCUGACAAGAAUGUUGCCUAUAUUAGGCAGCACCAUCAUAAUGAAUACAUGCCUAGCACAACUCCAGACCUUCUCAGUACAGCAAGGAAACCUAAUGUACCGCAAAAUCGGCAAACACGAAUCACUGGCCAUCCGUCAGGCAUCACACAGCUUCAACGCGUUGGAGUUGGUCUAGUUCUUUCUGCCAUUUCAAUGGCAGUAGCAGGUUUAGUUGAAGUGAAAAGAAGGAAGCAAUCACUUAAAGACCUGCACCAUCCCAUAAGUCUUUUCUGGCUAUCCUUCCAAUAUGGAAUUUUCGGAAUAGCAGACAUGUUCACCCUGGUAGGACUAUUGGAAUUCUUCUAUAAGGAGGCACCUUUAAGCAUGAAAUCACUGUCUACUUCAUUCACUUAUCUAUCGUUGUCUUUCGGCUACUUCUUGAGUACUGUUUUUGUGAGUCUGAUAAAUGUAAUCACUAAAAGAGUUACACCAAGCAAACAUGGAUGGUUGCACGGAGAAUUUUUGGACUACAACAAUUUGAAUCUGUUCUACUGGUUCUUAGCCGUCCUCAGUUGUCUCAACUUUUUACUCUAUCUCUACUCAGCCUCAUGGUACAAAUACAAGUCUGCCGAUAGAGAGUCUACUAAUAAGCCAAGAGCAAAGGGUAGUGAUGAUGGAUUGCUUCUUGUCAAGGAAGAAAACACCACGGAAAGUUGUGGGGCAAAGGCAAAUGGAGAGGAAAGUACAGAGGAGAAAGUGGCAAAGAGAAGUGUUGGAGAAGAAAGCACACAGGAGAAGGAGAUGGUAACUAUUAACAGUACAGAUGCUGAAGCUAAAGUUCCCUCUUCUGAGCAAUCGAAUGAAGCUAAACAAGAUUAA